GCCAAUCGCCAAACCACCUCAGGACUGGGAAAUGCGGUAACUGUCUUUUCUAAACAUCGCUUAUUUCAGUAAACCCAAGAGGAUAUAUAAAGCGUGGGUACCUUGUGACGGUCCGUUCUUUUUGUUUUUUUGGAAGUAAAGGAAAGCAACCAUGUUGCGAGCUGUGACGAUUUCAAAAAGCUCUGCUUUGGCACAUUCUAGACCAGGUGUUUUAGGAUGUAUUCGAUCUUACAGCAGUGCUAGUGAUGAGGAGCCUAGCUUUUUUGAGCAAGUUGAAUUGUUUUUCGACAAAUCAUCUCAUUUACUUAAAGAACGUUUACUUAAAAAAGUGCGUGGCAAAAACCUGACUUUGGAAGAGAAAAAUAAAGUAGUCAAUGGUUUAUUAAGUGUUAUUAAGCCGUGCAAUCAUGUGUUGGCAGUAAAUUUCCCGAUCAAAAGAGAUAAUGGGACAUACGAGAUGAUUGAAGCUUACAGAGCUCAGCACAGCCAACACAGAACACCGUGUAAAGGAGGUAUUCGUUACAGCUUGGAUGUCAAUCUGGACGAAGUAAAGGCUCUUGCUGCUCUUAUGACCUACAAGUGUGCCGUAGUAGACGUCCCAUUCGGUGGAGCCAAGGCUGGUGUUAAAAUCAAUCCAGCAGAUUACUCUGUGAAUGAGCUUGAGAAAAUUACAAGACGUUUCACAGUUGAACUAGCCAAGAAAGGCUUUAUAGGUCCAGGUAUUGAUGUCCCAGCACCUGACAUGGGCACAGGUGAGAGAGAGAUGAGCUGGAUAUCUGAUACUUACUCCAACUCAUUAGGUCAUGGUGACAUCAAUGCUAGAGCUUGUGUAACAGGAAAACCUAUCCCUCAAGGUGGUAUUCAUGGCAGAAUUUCAGCUACUGGCAGGGGUUUAUAUCAUGGCCUAUACAACUUCAUAAUGGAUGCUAGCUACAUGAGCAUGGUUGGACUUACACCUGGCUUUGGUGAUAAGACAUUCAUUCUUCAGGGCUUUGGUAAUGUAGGUCUUCAUUCAAUGAGAUACCUGACCAGAGCAGGUGCCAAGUGUAUAGGUGUGAAAGAGAUUAAUGGAAGUAUAUACAACCCUGAUGGCAUCAGUGCCAGGGAACUGGAAGAUUACAAAAUAGAACAUGGCACAAUUGUUGGUUUCCCCAAUGCCCAGCCUUAUGAAGGAAACCUUCUGUUUGAAAAAUGUGAUAUCUUGGUGCCUGCAGCCAGUGAAAAACAAAUCACUAAAGAUAAUGCUGACAAAAUUCAAGCUAAGAUUAUUGCUGAAGGUGCCAAUGGACCCACCACAAUGGCAGCAGACAACAUAUUAUUAAAGAAGAAUGUUCUUGUUAUUCCAGAUCUGUACAUCAAUGCUGGUGGUGUGACUGUCUCUUACUUUGAAUGGCUAAAGAAUCUCAACCAUGUCAGCUAUGGUCGACUCACCUUUAAAUAUGAGAGGGAUUCUAAUUAUCACCUGCUUGAGAGCGUACAAAAAUCUCUUGAGCGGAAAUUUGGCAAAAAUGGUGGAAAGAUCCCAGUAGUCCCAAGUGAGGAGUUUGAAAAGAGAAUCGCUGGAGCUUCAGAAAAAGAUAUUGUACACUCAGGUUUAGAACAAACCAUGGAGAAGUCAGGGAGGCAAAUCAUGAAGACUGCAAUGGAGUACAACUUGGGAUUGGACAUCCGUACAGCCGCCUACAUGUGCAGCAUUGAGAAAAUAUUUGAUGUUUACCAAGAAGCUGGAUUGACAUUUACAUAAAUUCUGCUGUUUUUUUUUCUUCCCUCGUGUUUGUCUAUAUAGCGGGUUAUUAGCUUCAAAAGGUCCAUCAUUAUUGCCUCCACAAUUGUUUUAGUUUACAGAUUGAAUAUGUUUUUUUUUUUUGUAAUUUAAUGUUACCAAAUGCAAACAUUUUCUAUGAUUGUACUCACAUUUAUUGCUAUAAUCAACUUACAUGCACUUUUAUGACUAUUCUCUUGUGAUGUCUUACAAUGUUGCUAAGAUAAAACUUGGUUACUUCUGCUGAAUCACAGUUUUGAAUGCAGAUUUUUUUUUUAUUAAUACACAAGUAUUACCAUGCAUUUUUUUAAAACUUGAAAAUGGGAUUUCCAAUGAAAUGAACAUGUUGACCACACUUAACCAAAGAAUCUCAUGGUUGGUAGAUCUAAAUAGAGAAUUAAUAGUAAAGCCAGUUUUAUCAUGGAUGAAUGAUGUAAAAGACUUUCACUAUGGUUAGGUGAAGGGUUCUAUUGUGUGUGUAAUUGUUUUGAUUGUCCAAUAGCAAUAGUAUUAUGCAACGAUGUGGACAUUUUUUUUUUAAAAACUAUUUAAAAGUGAUGCAAGUUGAAAGUAUGUUUUUAAGCUUUUGAUUUAUUACAAACACUGAAAUAAAUACAAAUAUUUAAUCCAUAAA
This is a messenger RNA of Biomphalaria glabrata, 2396 nucleotides long. Its product is annotated as glutamate dehydrogenase, mitochondrial-like. Lineage: Eukaryota; Metazoa; Mollusca; Gastropoda; Planorbidae. Gene Ontology annotation, cellular component: mitochondrion. Gene Ontology annotation, biological process: L-glutamate catabolic process. Bases 152 to 1744 code for a protein of 530 amino acids. Gene Ontology annotation, molecular function: L-glutamate dehydrogenase (NAD+) activity. The record is from RefSeq and is a predicted model, not a curated record. The transcript has 12 exons.